AGGAAAAAUGAAAAGAAAAGAAGCGUUAAACGCGAGUGCUAAGGAAUGUUCUGGUACCUUCCGAAAAUAAAAGCCACCGACGGGCAGAACAACAUAAAAGAACAUUAAACUGUCCAUCGUUGCGUUUGUACCAAUCCCACGAAUGGUGCUUUGUGCUCGGUCUGGAAGUUGUUCCGCUCAAACUGCAAGUAUACGUUUGCACGACCGUCUGUGCUUGGUUGUGGCUGUGGAGAGAGAAGGGUACAUCGUGUGUAGAUCCAGCUGCAUUGUUCAAGAGGCUCCUCCCUAGGGUAUGGCAUCGGUAACCCGUAUGCUUCCUUCUAAAAUAUAUGACAUUGAAGCCCACAGCAGUAAAGUAACAUGUUUGAACCUUGGAGAAACAGGACGCGUCUUAGUGACUGGUGGUCAGGAUUGCAACAUCAAGUUAUGGGCUCUCAACAGCAAUCAGUGCUUCAUGACAUUGCCAGGGCACAAUUCGUCCAUCGAGUGCGUCAGAUUCGCGUACUCGGACGAUUUUGUCUAUUCGGCCGACGACACAGGUGUGAUAAAGUUAUGGAAUCUGAAUGUCGGCGAGGCGACCUCUCUCUUUGGUCAUAUGAAAAGCGUCCGCACAUUGGACGUACACCCACUGAACGACAACUACGCCGUGUCCGGUAGCAACGAUACUUCCAUCCGGUUGUGGGACGUUCGGCAGAAGGUAUGCGUCAAGCGCUAUAGGGGCCAUAUGUCUCACGUGAAUUCUGUCAAAAUAUCACCCGAUGGCCUCUGGAUAGCUUCGGCGGGUAACGAAGGAAGUGUGAUCAUCUGGGACAUUCGGAUGAGCAAGUUAUUCAUGGAAUUCACCGAGCGGCAAACACCGGCCACCUACGUCCAGUAUCAUCCCUCGGAUUUGCUAAUGGCCGCUGGUCGCCAGGAUGGCACGGUUGAUCUGUACGAUCUCGAAAAGCGCCAACUGCUAUCGCGAUCCGUGCCACCUGCGCAAGCGGAACGGCCAGCACAAGGACUUCCGGUGCGAUGUGUUUUGUUUGACGAAAGUGGCAAAUGUUUGUUUGUGGGGACGGCGGCGGCCAUCACUGUGCUCGGCUGGGAGCCUGAUCAAGAGUUCGAUCGCAUCGAGUCGUGUUGGUGUACGCUGGGCGACAUGCACCUUGCUGGCUCAGAACUCAUCUUCGGAACGUUCGAAAAAGGUUCAGUGACGGUACAUGCUGUACCAUUUACGGGACUGCGAGCAUUCAACGCUUCAUCGUUUGGUCAACCGUUCAACCAUAACGAAACGUCGCGCAAAAGCUUCAAUCGGGGCAGUGGGAAACUGCGACUGUCAAUCGGUGACCGUGGGGUGGUUGGUGGCGGAAGUAGCAAGAUGUCGACGGUGGCAGAGGCGUCGGGAACAGGAGCCUCCGGACUCGACGACUUCAGCGGAGCAAACGGGGGUAUGUCACCCAAUUUGAGCAUCGAAAUGAUUGACGAGGAAGACAUGAAUGCGCUAAUUUCUACUAAUAAGGCAUCCUCACAAUCGGCGGAGAGCGCGAUGUUCGUCUUUGAUACGAUCCGAGAUCAGCGGGUGGUUCACAGCCCUGUACCUAAUGCCCAAGAUGUGCCCUCCAGUAGCACAUCAUCCGCUACGCUUCUGGACUCGGGUGUAACAUCGUCUAAUCACAGCAACAAUGGUAGUAUGGCCUUCACCUCACCGCCGCUGAUCAAUAGCCACCAUCAUGUACAGGAAGAAAUGGACAGAUAUAAUCUAAAACCUAGCGGAAUCGUCGGAGUCGAUGCUGGAUAUUCUAGUGAUCUACACUACUUUCCUCUUAAGAGUAGCGCCUUGUCAGAGCCGGAAGAAGAUUAUCCCGUCAACAAUGCACAACCACCGGACUAUGCACCGAAGGUAACUGGUGGAAACGCUCAAGAUGUGAUGGCGUCUUCUAGCGAAGCAUAUGCGACCGGUGGUGGUGCACUGGGAACGAGAAGUGGUUCUAGGCAGCAUGACAGUACGACCGGCAAUUACGAUCGGACCUCGGGACUGCGCAAUUCCAGCACUGACCAGCGUCGGUUAGCGGGUGUUCAAUCAUCUCACCACCGGUCAUCGAGUAAUCUAGUCCACCGUAUCGCCACCUCUAAAAGCACGUUGGAGCUUAACAAGUUGACCGGAGACGAACCUGUCACAUUUCGGAAACCGAUCAGUAGGGGCAGUUCACCGAUUCGUAACAACCAAGAGCUUCCGAUUGGGUCGCACUUUUCCGGCAACCCGAUGUACCAACAUCAACAGGGCAAGCUUCUACGCAGUGACAGUAACGCACAGAUUGGCAGAGACAGAAAGCAUUGCUACGGUGGUCCCGACCGCCACCAGCGCUCGUAUGGUAACACCGGUGGGCACAACAGUAACAUCAAGGUGGAGAUAGUCACGAAGCCAGUGGUGCGUUCCAAAACGUCACUCGAUAUGCGUCACCAUGGGCGUAGUACUACCUCCAUCUACGGUCAGCGACAGUCAAGCUUGAUGCACUCAAACUCUAGCAGCAGUAUGGCCACAGUCGCAACGGCAACUGCUGAGAGUUUGAUAGGGGCGUACGGAAAUAUCAAUGGGCCUCUUUACGAGUAUGGAAAUGAAACCGGCGGACGGUUAAUGGUGCUGGGCUAUGGAGGCACCGAAAACAGUACGUCCCCGGACGAGAAUGCAAUUCACAUGAUGCGCAACGAGCAUAUCGCCAUCAUGCAGACGCUUUGCAAUCGAACUGCGCUGCUGGGAGCUAUUCGCAAUUACACGAAGACGGGAAACGUAACCAAUGCGCUAAAAGUUGCUGUGCGUAUGGACGAACAGCAAAUUCUGGUUGAUGUGUUGGGUGCAAUAUUGGAAAAGACUACGCAAUGGUCGCUCGACAUGUGUGUUUUACUGCUGCCUAAAGUAUAUGAUCUGUUGCAAAGUGAACACAAAUUCUACUGUACCAGAGCGUGCGAUACACUGCGCGUAAUCCUUUCCACCUUUCUACCGGUGAUACGUGAAAAUACUGAUUCGUGGGCCGCAUGCACACUCGGAGUCGACGUUAGUCGCGAGGAGCGUCAAAACAAGUGUUUGGAGUGCAAGAGCUGGCUGCUAAAGAUACGCUGCCUGCCCGAGAACGCAGUGAUGGGAAACAAUUUGCAACAACUCCAAAACAUGAUCGUGGAUAUUUGAGGGGAACGUGCGGUAUAACGGUUGGUGCACCUUAGAUCUUAAAUAUAUAAUGCUUAAUAAUUAUAACCUGCAGCUGCUGCAAAACAAGAUCUUGGAUAUCUUAUGAUGCCGUGUGAUGUAACGAUUGGUACGUCUUAGAUACAUAAUGCGUAAAUUAAGAUCGAAAGAAAUAUCUAGUUGAAGGUCAUCAUCAUAUGCAAAACUAAUUUAGACGCGAGAAACAUACUUUGACGUCAUUAAGGUCGCCAUGCAGUGCUUGCAAUUCACUAUUGUAGUAAUUUCUUCAUUAUCCUUUCACACACUGAGGUGCAAAAAUGUUUGAGCUUCACAAUCGAAGGGAAAAUACCUGUACGUUCUAUUCCAUGCCUCGCGUAGGAAGAGAAAGAUUUAUUCAUUCCUAUGGGUUAGGGAUUGACAAUCGUAGGUAGGUUACAGAUGUCAUUUGCUAACGCUUCGUUGCACAGGAUAACUUUGCGGCAGCACUCCUCCUCAACGAAACGCGACUUCACACCUUUCCAUCUUUAAAGAGCCGAAUGUUAGGCGAUUACAGCUCUAUAGGUCUCUAUAAUACAAAAGAAAAAAACACCUUUCCAUCGAUCGUCUCGCCGCUGUUUUUCCAGCUUGACUUGUUCGUCAUGAUGUCGGCUUGCAUUCUAUUGGUCGACAAAUAUCGAAAGGCGAUGAUUCCUUUUUUGCCACUAGUCUUUGGUAAAUCCGUGCAUGAUGUGGAUGUGUUAUUUCGCACAUGACACUGCAUCCUAUGUAUAUUCAUACAUGUGCCUUGGACUUCCGGUAUGGGUAGCGUAUAUGCAGUAGCGCAGUAUGACAAUUUUUCCAAUAUCAAAAUAAGCAUGUGACUAUAACAAAGCUCGGUUCAAAGUAGGUGGCGCGUUUGCUCAUUGUUGACCAAAAACAAAAACGUGUUGAUUAUUCUGAGCAGUGUUUGACCAUGUUUAAACCUAACAAACCGAAAUUUUCGCGUCAAUAUGUUAUAACGAAUUUUAGAUGUGUGGAUAAUACCGAUGAAACAUGGAUUCAUCACAUCAUCAUACUGAAUCAAAAUCAAAAUGAUCGUUAACUGAUUGAAGAGCAACUGGUGAACCUCGCCCAAAGCAUUCGAAAGCUCAAUCAUUAUCUGGAAAGGUUAUGACCUCGGUAUUCUGUGAUGCGUGCAUACAUGGUGUAGUGGAACAUCGACAAUCUUGGGAAAGGGAAAUACCAUCAACAGUGGAUAUUAUUAUUCUUAUAUAUGUUCUCAUAUAUUCUUCUUGGAAUAUAGAUUAUAUAUUCUUUCUUGGGCCCGGGACUUUUCAGCCCGUGUAUUUUACCAGGCUGUUCAGUAAGUUUCGCUUUUCGAUUAAAAAAACACAAUGAAACAACAUGUUAUUGUUUGUGUUUUUGUUCCAUUGUUAGUGAAUGCGAUACCCAUUGUGCACACAGCUUUCUGAAACCCAAUAGCUCAGUCAAAAUAUUGCUUACAAUGGCCAAUGAGAUGCUUAGGGCUUCUACUAAAUAUCUUUCAGUUUAAUUUCUGACUGGAAUGAACUUUCACAUACGUUCGUAUGAAGAGUGUACGAACAUAACAAAAUUAAUAUAGGCUAGUGGCAGCAUUCAGGCUACUGAAACAGUUUAGCGAUUAAACAACCCAAUAUAGAAGUCGCCAACCCGGCGAACUUCGUUUCGUCCAAAGUUCGUUUGUGGAAAUAACAGCAAAUGUUCGUUACAUCCAAUGGUUAUUAUUUAAUAGUAGAACAUGGUACAUGAAAGCAAUACAUUGAACAUGAAAGUUUAUUAGAAAAAUUCUACCAUUGACUUCAAUGGCUUUUAUUAACGUGCUGCUGUGUAUACAAUGUUUUUAAUUUUUUUCUCCACAUCACGGUUGAUACAUAUUUGCAUAUCAUGCCGAAGAUACAGUAUCUGGCGAAACAUAAUUUAUAAUCUGAACAACUGAAUAAUAUGUGAAAAAAAUUGUAUAUAUUCGUUAGAAAUUGUUCUUUUAAGAUGUUGAGUGUUAGUUUAAGGUUUUAAAAGCAAAAUAAAGACUAAUAAAUGUAAUUUUUUUUCAAUCUCGUGUACCAGCGUGUAGAGUGUUGGCUCGUCCGUAGAUCAUUCGUUUCGCUGCAAAAAUUAAUCGAUUUCAAUGCGAAACACGUCAAUCAGUGCAUCAGCUUGAGUGCAAAACUUUAAGUUGGUGCUUAAUACGGCUCUAACCAUUCUAAUCAUAAUAAUGACAAUAAUAAUGAGGGUAUGUUUAGUUAUUUAUGUGUUAUAUUAGCCUCAUAUUUAAAUGUUUUGAUAUUCAAAUGCAGAAUUCACAGAAAGAAUUGCGUAAUGAAAUUCACAAGACAUUAUUUUAUACGUAUUUUUGUUCUUUGCUUGACCCACGUUGAUAGAGCAGUCAGUAACGCUCGUCGCUGUCUAGGUGUUUGACUCGGGGCCAACAACCCCGCCCGUAAAAACAUUCCAGGGAGCAAUAGAAAUUAUCUUCCGCUUGGUGGUUGCAGUCGGAUUAAAAAAAUAUUUUGUUUCUCAACUUGUAAGAUGGCUAUUGCUCUAAGUAUUGUAAACUAACUGACGAAGGAUGUAAAAUGUUAAUAAAUGUUAAUUUUAAUGGUAAAGUAA
Messenger RNA from Anopheles bellator, 5788 nucleotides. RefSeq lists its product as uncharacterized. Bases 293 to 3166 code for a protein of 957 amino acids. Lineage: Eukaryota; Metazoa; Arthropoda; Insecta; Diptera; Culicidae. Gene Ontology annotation, biological process: microtubule depolymerization; microtubule severing. The record is from RefSeq and is a predicted model, not a curated record. The transcript is spliced from 6 exons. Gene Ontology annotation, cellular component: katanin complex. Gene Ontology annotation, molecular function: microtubule binding.